UGUAGACCAUUGUCAUUGUCCAUUGCUUACACGUGUUUGCCAAAUGGCUUCAAAAUGUAAACAAUAGACUAAAGUCUAAGUACAGUAACUUAAUUGUUUGUUUGUAUCAGUAUCUUUUAGCCUUCGUUCUGGCAGCAUCUCUUUGCACACUGUGUCUACUGUGAGUGAAAAUGAAUUCAAAACGAAAACUGAAAGCAUUAACAUAUGCUGAGAAGUUAAAAGCGAUCGAAGCUGUGAAAAGUGGAUUGAAAAGAAAAGACGUUGCAGUUCAGUUUGGAAUACAUGAGAGUACAUUAUCCAUCAUAUUAAAAAACAAAGAUGAAUUAUUGAAGAAGCAAGAAUCGGGCGAAAGUCUUUUAUGUAAAAGACGAAGAAUUGCUGAGUUCCCUAAUUUAGAACAAUGCUUGUUUACGUGGUUUAAACAGUGUAGAAAUAAAAACAUCAGUGUUAGCGGGCCCAUACUAAAAGAAAAAGCUGAAGAGUUUGCUAAGUCACUGCAAAUCCAUAAUUUUAAAGCUAGCAAUGGUUGGUUGGAAAAUUUCAAGAAACGACAUGAUCUGGCCUUCAAAAAAGUGUGUGGUGAAAGUGCAAGCGUAAGCAAAGAAGUUUGCACAGAAUGGAAAAGUCAAUUGAAGAGUUUAUUGAAUGGAUACGACCCCAAUGAUGUUUUUAAUGCUGACGAAACGGGACUAUUUUUCAAAUGUCUUCCUGACAAAACACUAACAUUUAAAAAUGAAAAAUGUCAUGGAGGAAAACACAGCAAGGAACGACUAACGAUUUUGCUUUGUACAAAUUCUACAGGUACACAAAAAUUAAAGCCAUUAAUGAUUGGCAAAUCAAAGAAACCUCGUUGCUUUGCGGGCUGCCGAUCACUGCCUUUGGAUUAUGAAGCCAAUAAAAAAGCAUGGAUGACUGGGGAACUUUUUAGAAAAUGGCUUAUUAAAACAGACAAACAAAUGAUUACUGAAAAAAGAAAAAUUCUUCUCUUCAUAGAUAACUGUACAGCACAUAAUGACGUACCUCCAUUGAGGGCCAUCAAAGUUCAAUUUCUUCCAGCAAACACAACAUCACAACUUCAACCACUGGAUCAAGGCAUCAUUAAAAACUUCAAAACAUUUUACCGAAAAGAAAUUGUAAAAAAAAUGAUAACUGAUAUGGAGCAAAAUACCGUGUCUUCCAUCCAUGUGUUACACGCAAUGAGGAUGGUAGACAAGGCUUGGCGUAAUGUAACAUCCAAUGCAGUGAAAAACUGCUUUAAAGCCUGUGGUUUUCCUGUUCAGAUGCAAGAAAAUAUUGAAGUGGAGGGCGAAGAAUGGAAUAAGUGUACUCCGCCUGAAGAAUGGAAUAAGUGUAUGUCUCACGUAGAAAUUACUUUUGAAGAAUUCGUCACAUGCGAUGAUAAAUUAGCCACCGCGGGAACGUUAACAGAAGAAGAAAUCAUGAGUACCGUUGUUCAUGGUGCUGAGGGCGAUGAUUUAGACGAAGAUUUAAAUGACGAGCCGCAAGUUCCACCUACGACUAUAUCUAUCAGCGAAGCAAGGAAAGCUGUAAACACUUUACGGUGUUUUGCAGAGCAAUGCAGUGAUACAGAGGAAGACAUUUUCACUUCUUUAUUUAAGAUUGAAAAUAAAAUUGAUAUAGAAAGCGUGAACAGUUUGAAACAAAAAAAAAUUACCGACUUUUUUAUGUAG
Leguminivora glycinivorella is the source of this 1691-nucleotide messenger RNA. RefSeq names its product tigger transposable element-derived protein 6-like. Gene Ontology annotation, cellular component: nucleus. The coding region runs from base 171 to 1691 and encodes 506 amino acids. The transcript has a single exon. Lineage: Eukaryota; Metazoa; Arthropoda; Insecta; Lepidoptera; Tortricidae. The record is from RefSeq and is a predicted model, not a curated record. Gene Ontology annotation, molecular function: DNA binding.